GCUUGGUCUAUAUCUAAUUGAUCGUCCGAAGGAGUCAGCGAAGGUAUCUGGGAAAAGUCCCUUGGAGCCCGUUCUAUAGUGGCACAGAUAGCAAGACCUUCGGACCUCGCGUGCCGAGCCCCGACCGUUGAUCUCAUCACCUUUCCAUGCCUCAUCACCCAUCACCAGCAUCACAGUCCGCCUGUAUCGUUUAUUCUGCUUCAAUGAAUCUGUUUAUCUUUUCCUAGUAUCAUUGGCAUCAUCUUCCUUCCUUCUCAUAAUGCAGAAAAGCAGGAAACGCGCCCGUCUCACCCCCGAGGCUGACUCCACAAUACCUGCCUGCAAUCAGUGCCGGUCGCGUAAGAUUCGAUGCGAUCGCAUCCAGCCAGAAUGCUCCACCUGCCGCAAAGCUGGUGUCUUCUGUGACUUUUCCGCUUCGUUCAAAAGGACCAAUCCGGCCAAGCAACUGAUGAAUGACUUCUCGUCGGUUCUUAGCCGGUUGGACCAUAUAGAUCGAUCGCUGAUCCGCCUGUCUCAAGAAGUCGAAUCCUUGACCGCAAAGUCCACCUCUAGGGAAGAGCUAUACCCCUUGCCAACCACCCAAGAUCAAUGUAGACCGAAAAUCAACGAUAGAAAAGGAAGCUCGAGUGUUACUCCAAUAACGCCGGCUCUCUCAACGGAGGAAUGUAGCGAGCAUCUGUAUGGCUAUCCCGCCGCUCUGUGUCUAUUUCGCGCCUCGCAGAAGCUACUCAAGGCGGCCCUUCACGCCAAGCCUUCGUCGCUGGGCGGUCCACUCGCGGAAAGCACAGAGAAUGUUGCCUUACGGCCAUCGCUACUGCGCCAUUGUGAGGUGUUUCCCUUUCGAAAGAGGUGUACCGAUUCGCCUAUCACUGGUGACCAACGACCCAUCUCAGCACCUCCUCAGGAUGUCGUGUAUUCCUUGAUCGAUCGCUACCUGAACCACAUCAAUCUCUUUGUUCCAGUGUUUGAGGCUGAUGAUUUAUAUGCCGCCAUCCGACGAUGUUUCCAACCUGAUGGCCCUCCCCUCAACCCCGCCUGGCUGGUCUGCUUGAACAGCAUCGUCCUGCUGACUUUGCAGUUAGAUGCCCGAGUGGCCCGACGAUCUGGCUUCAAAAUUCAUCCGUGGAAUAAUUAUUCGCAGGUAAUUUCCGACGCAUUGAGCAAUUGUUGUCGUGCUCUAGACGAUCCGCACACCCUGUCGCAUCCAACCGAGGUCAACAUUCAGGCGCGCAUUAUGCUGGCUCUGGUGACACGGGAGUUCUUUAUCACUGCGGUAUUUGAGAGGGCCUGCUACUCAGCUUGUCAACUUUCGCGAUCUAUGGGCCUCCACCGGUCCGUCGGCGUGGAUGAGACUGCGCUGCAAUCCCGCGAGCGACUCUAUUGGAUUUUGUAUGGAAUGGAUAAGAGCCGGGUCUUUCUCAGUGGCAACUCUCCCGAUCUUCAUUUCUUUGACUCCGAGUUCCAACCCCGUCAGUCUACCGCGGAUAGCUCCCCUGAGAUGCAACUUCAUGCCACUGCGGCAUAUAUGAUGACUGUCUGGGAGGAAAUUUAUAUCGGGUUAUACUCAGCGCGGGCGGUACGUUCAGGAGAAGAGUAUCGCAGAGAUCAGGUCCAUCGGUUGCAACGUCUCUGUGACGAAGCUCUACCUUUAAUCCCUUCACUGCGGUCCCACAACCCCGGCCUACGUCUGAUGCAACUGGAGAUCAAAUACUGCUACCAUGUCAGCAAGAGUCUGAUUCACCGUUGCGAUCGGACGGCCGAGCAACGGCAGAUCACCCAUGACCACGCCGUCUCCGCCCUCCAAAUCAUGGUUGAUGUCUUCGAGGAGUCGACGACUCCAAGCAGCUGCCUUGUCCUGGGCCGUAUGUUCCAAAAUUAUCCGCUCGUUGCAUUCCACGAUCUUUGCGUGCGAUACCUUACGGGAGAUGGUACAGUCGACUCCGCGACCCUCAUUCCACGACUGAUGAACGUCCGUCGCCAAUUGAGCUCCAUAGACCACCAGGAGGUAUCCAGCGCAUAUUUGACGAAGCUCCACCAUGGGGUCACUUGGUGUACCGAAUUGAUUAGCAUGGUUUCAGACGCGGGUCAGACCUGGGAGCCAGCCCCAUUGAUGUUGACCCCGGCGACCACCACUGAUCUGGGUGACCCUCGGCCAUCUGCGUCGGUCGGGUAUAUCUCUACAACCGAAUGGCUUGACAACGAGAAUACUUUGACCCCGGAGCAACCAUAUCCCCUAGGAUCGUUUUCAUCGCCCGAUUACUUCUUUGACCCUACACUUUUUGAAUCUUUGCUCAUGGAAGGGCAUUUCGCCACGUAGAUUAGAACUUUGAUGAUCAUAUCCAUGAAUUAUAUACCCUAUUUAUCAGCCCACCAGUUCUAUCCAUGAAAGCUAG
Penicillium canescens is the source of this 2393-nucleotide messenger RNA. RefSeq lists its product as uncharacterized. Gene Ontology annotation, molecular function: DNA-binding transcription factor activity, RNA polymerase II-specific; zinc ion binding. The transcript is spliced from 5 exons. Bases 260 to 2317 code for a protein of 685 amino acids. Gene Ontology annotation, biological process: regulation of DNA-templated transcription. The record is from RefSeq and is a predicted model, not a curated record. Lineage: Eukaryota; Fungi; Ascomycota; Eurotiomycetes; Eurotiales; Aspergillaceae.